AAAAAGGCAUCACCACCAUUACCACCACCCCCAAAAUUCCCAAAGCAAAGAAGGACAACCCCAGAAAGGACUCACUUUGCCUGAUGACUCAACGCAACUAAUAAUCAUUUGUCUCCUCUCUGGCGAAUCCCUCGUGUUGCUGCUGCUGCUGCUGCUGCCGCCGCCGCGGCUGCUUAUGCUGGCUAGAAAAAGGAGAGAUUGAAAGUGACACAUCGGGCGCAGCUCGCGGCUUACCGAGAUCAGAGCACCGGCUUCUGCUGCCGCUACCGCCGCUAGUCCGAUAGAGUGUCCCCCUUCGGAAACAGCCUCUCCACCCCUUUGCUUCCCCCUCCCCCUCAUUUCUUUCCCCCCUUUUUGCCGAAGGGCUGAGAAACCGCCCCCCGUCCCCCCCGCCUCCUUCCCUCCCGAUCCCAGAAGUCUCACCUCUCUUUUCCAGUUACCACCUCGGGUGCCCUUUUAGGAAGAGCUCUUUCCUCAAAGCAUCAAGCCAUUUCAGGCGCAAGACGACCAGGCAUCCUAAUUCGGGAACGAAAAAAAGGGGAAAAAUAAGAGCCCCCCCCCGAAAAAAAACUUAAGGCGCCAGUGGGGGUGGGGUACUGGGCAGAAGCGAAAAAGGCAAAGAAGAAAAUAACAUAGCAAGAGGAGCCAAGAAAACUUUUCAUCCUGGAUUCUCUACUUUUGAUCCAUGGACAGAGCCCAAGUCAGCCAAGUUACGGACAGAGUAUAAGCAGUCCUUGCUCAUUUUAUUGUGACCUGCCUGUGGGAACGUUGUCUCCAACUCAAAGUAAUAUGGAUCGGAGAAGUGAAAGUCCCUGCCUAAGGGAUAGCCCAGAGAGAGGGAGCGGCAGCCCUGAUGUCAAAGGUCCUCCCCCGGUGAAGGUGGCCAGGCUUGAACAGAAUGGCAGCCCUAUGGGAGCCAGAGGGAGGCUCAAUGGUUCUGUCACCAAAUCAGUGGGAGGUUUGAUGAUCCCCGUCUUUUGUGUCGUGGAACAACUGGACACUUCUCUUGAAUAUGAUAAUCGAGAAGAACAUGCAGAGUUUGUUCUGGUUCGUAAAGAUGUGCUUUUUAGUCAGCUAGUGGAGACUGCGCUCCUGGCUCUUGGUUAUUCUCACAGCUCUGCAGCUCAGGCACAAGGAAUAAUCAAACUUGGGAAAUGGAAUCCUCUUCCUUUAACUUAUAUGACAGAUGCACCUGAUGCAACUGUAGCUGACAUGUUACAAGACGUCUAUCAUGUUGUGACACUGAAAAUUCAAUUACAAAGUUGUUCAAAGCUAGAAGAUUUGCCAGCAGAACAGUGGAAUCAUGCCACAGUCCGCAAUGCCUUAAAGGAAUUGCUCAAAGAGAUGAAUCAGAGCACGUUAGCCAAAGAAUGCCCUCUCUCCCAGAGUAUGAUAUCAUCCAUUGUAAAUAGCACGUAUUAUGCAAAUGUGUCAGCUACUAAGUGCCAGGAAUUUGGAAGAUGGUAUAAAAAGUACAAGAAAAUUAAAGUGGAACGAGUUGAAAGAGACAACCUGUCAGAAUAUUGUGUUCUUGGUCAACGUCCCAUGCACUUACCGAAUAUCAACCAGCUGGCAACUUUGGGCAAAACAAAUGAACAAUCUCCUCAUGGUCAAAUUCACCACAGUACUCCAAUCAGAAACCAAGUGCCAACAUUACAACCAAUCAUGAGCCCUGGUCUUCUUACACCUCAACUCAGCCCACAGCUUGUAAGGCAGCAAAUAGCAAUGGCCCAUUUGAUAAACCAACAGAUUGCAGUAAGUCGGCUCCUGGCUCAUCAGCAUCCACAGGCAAUUAAUCAACAGUUUCUAAAUCAUCCACCUAUCCCUAGAACAGUCAAACCAGAACCAACAAAUUCAUCAGUGGAAGUAUCUCCAGAUAUCUACCAGCAAGUCAGGGAUGAACUGAAAAGGGCCAGUGUCUCCCAGGCGGUCUUUGCAAGAGUGGCUUUCAAUCGCACGCAGGGAUUGCUAUCAGAGAUACUGCGUAAAGAAGAAGACCCUAGAACAGCUUCCCAAUCCCUCCUGGUAAAUCUGAGGGCAAUGCAGAAUUUCCUCAACCUACCUGAGACAGAGCGAGAUCGUAUAUAUCAGGAUGAGAGAGAGAGGAGUAUGAACCCCAAUGUGAGCAUGGUGUCUUCAGCUGCCAGCAGUCCAAGUUCCUCCAGAACCCCCCAGGCCAAAACCUCAACACCGACAACAGACCUCCCCAUUAAGGUGGAUGGAGCCAACAUCAACAUCACAGCUGCCAUUUAUGACGAGAUCCAACAGGAGAUGAAAAGGGCCAAAGUGUCUCAGGCUCUGUUCGCCAAAGUAGCUGCCAACAAAAGUCAGGGUUGGCUGUGUGAGUUGUUACGUUGGAAAGAAAACCCAAGCCCCGAAAAUCGAACACUUUGGGAAAAUCUGUGCACCAUUCGGCGAUUCCUGAAUCUUCCCCAACAUGAGAGGGAUCUCAUCUAUGAAGAAGAAUCUCGGCAUCAUCACAGCGAACGUAUGCAGCAUGUUGUCCAACUUACUCCUGAGCCUGUACAGGUACUUCAUAGACAGCAAUCUCAGCCAGCAAAGGAAAACUCCCCACCAAGAGAAGAGGCUCCACCCCCGUCUGCAGAAGAUGCAUCUACAAAAAAGCCAAGAUCCCGUACUAAGAUUUCAUUAGAGGCUUUGGGUAUCCUUCAGAGUUUCAUCCAUGACGUUGGCCUUUAUCCAGACCAGGAGGCCAUCCACACUUUAUCUGCCCAGUUGGAUCUGCCCAAGCACACCAUCAUCAAAUUCUUCCAGAACCAGCGUUACCAUGUAAAGCAUCAUGGGAAACUAAAAGAGCAUUUAGGUACAGUGGUGGAUGUAGCAGAGUAUAAAGAUGAAGAGCUGCUGACUGAGUCAGAGGAGAAUGACAGUGAGGAGGGUUCUGAGGAAAUGUACAAAGUGGAAACUGAAGAAGAGAAUUCAGAAAAAAACAAAGCAACUACUUCAGAGACUGAGCAGAGAUAAUGUGAAAAUAUCACAGGCAAAGCAAUACAUGGUUCCAAUAUUUUUUUUUGCUUCUUUCAGAAAAAAAAAAGUGUUUUGGAAUUUUCCAGCGUGCAUAGAAUACGUGCAAAUUGAACAAUUAUUUUGCAUAGUUCAGACAUUCCCUUGUAACAGGCACUUGAGUGUUACACUUUUUUAUGUUUUAUUGAGACAGUUAAUUGUAAUUCACAUAGGAUUACAUCAUUAUUAAUCUUGCACUUACGAAAGGAUCCUCUAGUAAGCAAGUUACAGGAAGAAACAACUUAUGAAGGAAACAAUAACAGUGUGCAGGUGUGUGGUGUGUAUAUAAUAUGCACCAUAUGUAAGUGGAUUUUAUAUAUAUAUACACACACACACACACACACACACACACACAUAUACAUAUAUAUGAAAUCUGCAUGGGAUGUAACUAAACUUUACAAUCAGAAAGUAUAGACUGUGAAAUCAGCUCGUUAAAAGAUGAGUCUUGUUUAUAUAAACCACUUCACAAUGAGUCGCUUUGGCUUUUAGAUAAAUUGCUGCCUGCUCUCAGGGUGUGGUUACUGUUUUGAAUAUCUAUUUAUUUUCUAUGUUUAUCCCUGAUUUUUUAAAUUAUUAGUAUGGCUUCCACUUUGGCAGCUUGAGGGGUAAUUUUUUGAGGUAUGCAUUUUAAAAAUCCUAAAUCAACACUGCCAGAAAUAAUAAAACAGGGAGUGAGAAGAUGAGGGACAAAAUCAGGGCACCUUAAAAAUAAUUUUAAGCCAAGUAACUUCUAAACAAACUUUAGUACACAAUGCACAUUUAAAUUCACAGAGCAUGUUUUGUUCUAUAUUAUUUCUGUAGCAAACAGAUGGAUUUUCAUGGACUUUUCAGUGAAAGUUCGGUGCACAGUAGACUUGUCUCUUAAUGAAGUCUUCAUGAGCAGUUGCUUUACAAGAUUUAUUGUGUGGAUUUUUAUAUUGAGCCACAGUUUAUAGUGGUAUUGUUUUUCAAAUGCGCAAAUCAUCUACAUUGUUGUUGCACCACUUUUUAUUAAUUUCAGUGAGACUUGUGCAGCUACAGUUCUUGCUCCUUUAGUUUUUGUCUGAUAUUGAUGUUAGGAAAAUUGUUGUUUAUAUAUGUUGAUGUUGCUUUUCAACAAAGAUUUUUCAAAUGAUUUUAAAAAAAAAAAAACGAAUCACAGUUAUUUUGGGCAUGUUUGACAUAUUAGUCAGUCAAAGAGUCUGAUAGUUCUCCAGCGCUGAAUUUCCUUUUGUACCUCUUUCAUUUUUGUUUUAUUAUUGCUGUACUACAUUUGGAGCCUUGUGCAUAAGGCUCAUUAUCUCAGUAAGACAAAACUUUCAGCCUGCAGUGUCCCAAGGUAUGAUUUUCAUGUAAUGCGUGGCAAAGUUUGUGGGAACAAAUGUUCUAAACUUGCUGCACUUCUAGGCAGUGAGAAAUAGCCAAGCAGUUUCUAUUUAGUCACUUCCUUGACUCUAACAGAAACCUUUUCCCAGUGACCUAGCAUAGCAAUUCCAUUACAUAAAGCAGAACUAAUGCUGACUGACUCUUCAAUAGUAUAAGCAUUAAAGCUGCAAUCUACUAUAGUUUCCAACCAAUUUUUGAAGCCAUGGUUCUGAUACAAGCAGUGUUCAGUUCCUUGUCCACAUUAUAUUUUUGAAAGGGUUCUAUGACUUUCUAAUGGGUCUAGGUUGCUUUGCGGACUUCUAACUUUUUUCUUGACAUGUGCUUUGUAACUUUUAACAAAGACCUCAUGCAAUAUCACUUGGAAAGCUAUUUUAUUUCUUGCACAGGCGUUGUAAUAUAUAACUGUUAAUACUAUUUAUAUAUUUGAAAGGUAUAAAAGGCAGUCAUUAAAGCAAACCUCUGUAUAGAUAUUACUCAAAGCAUUAACAAUGUAACAGGGAGAUGACGCGUUGCAAUACAAGCUAAUUUUAGCUGCUCAGUAACCUCUAAAGUUUUUUUAAAGGGGCUUCUCCAAAAUCAGUAUUUGACAUCAACAAAUCUGUAGCUGUGUCCAUUUUCUAUAUCCUUAAAAAAUGUUGGCUUGCUAACUCUUCAUACUUUAUUUCUGUAGUAUGCUGCAGCUUUAAUCAACAUUUCAGAAGGCGCUGGUUUAUGUUUUCCUUCAAAUUAUCUUUUCAGAUUCUUCUCUGAAACACUCUUGCUGAAAUCAGUACAUAUAUGUAAUAUUGGUCAAUCUUUCAUAAGGUUAUUCAUCUCUUUGACGGCAUCAGCAUUGGUGUUUUUUUUAAAAAAACAACAACACUUCAACCAAAAAUUUAGUAGGUAUUUUUUUCAAUGCUGAAUCUUGCCUUUUUAUUUUAAAUUUCACUGUCAAUUUUGCAGUGAUUCUUUUAAGUGAAUCUGUGGGCAUUUUCGCCUGUGGUCUUGCCAGAACUUUAGCGAAUUACAAUGCAUAUAUGUCUAUUUAUUCAAUAUUCAUCAUAUUAUAUCUAUUUGGAAAAAGAAUUUUUUCUUGUAGUGCCUCUUAACAAAGCACAAUUUUCCGCCUUUUUGUGAAGUAAGAGAAAACUAAAAAAAAAAAAAAUGGUGUUAUUGCGGUAUCAACAAUGUGAAUGAGGAUUACCAUAUUGUAAAUGUUCUUUUUCCAUGUAAAUCAACUUGAUCUUUGUUAUCACUAAGUGAUAAUUAAAUUUUAACUUAUGUGCAUUGUUAGUCUGUUAGAAUUUUUUGGUUGUUAAAAUUAAACACAUUCAGUAAAUGA
Molecule: messenger RNA, 5710 nt
Organism: Pantherophis guttatus
Lineage: Eukaryota; Metazoa; Chordata; Lepidosauria; Squamata; Colubridae
Gene: SATB2
Product: SATB homeobox 2
Biological process (GO): regulation of transcription by RNA polymerase II; chromatin remodeling
Molecular function (GO): DNA-binding transcription factor activity, RNA polymerase II-specific; RNA polymerase II cis-regulatory region sequence-specific DNA binding
Source: RefSeq, a predicted model, not a curated record